AUGACGGCCAAGGAACAGGUUUGGACCAUUGCUCUGCUCCUGAGAGCUUAUUGGGCCCAUGUGUUAGUUGCUCUAGUCGUUGUUCGCCUGCUCUGCAACAAAUUCAGGCCUGGCCUGAGAGGCAUUCCCGGCCCAACCAUUGCCGCAUACACGGGGCUCUGGCGUUUCUUCGAUGUCGCCAAGGGGCAGGCACACUGGACACACAUCAGGCUACACCGGAAGUACGGGCCGCUUGUGAGGAUUGGGCCAAACCAUGUUUCAGUGGGGGACCCCAGCGAGAUUGCGAACAUCUACGGCUUGAACAAGGGCUAUACGAAGUCUGCAUUCUAUCCAAUCCAGAGCAUUAGCUGGCACAAGAAACCGCAGAUGAACAUCUUCUCAACGAGAGACGAGAAGUACCAUCAUGAGCAGAAGCGUCCCAUCGCCGCUGCCUACAGUUUGACCUCGCUGCUGGCCAAGGAAGAUGCCAUCGACUCAUGCUCUAAAUUGUUCAUGGAGAAGCUCAGGUCCUUUGUUGAUGAGAAUAAGCCCGUCGACCUUGGGCAGUGGUUGCAGUACUACGCGUUCGAUGUCAUCGGCGAGCUCAGCUUCGCAAAGAAACUAGGCUUCCUGCAGGUAGGCGCAGACGUCGACAAAAUGAUGGCAACUAUCGCCGAUAUUCUCGUUUACGCCUCGCUCUGCGGCCAACUCCCCGAAUGGCACCCCUUCCUCCUCGGCAACCCGCUCUUCCCCUUCCUCAUCCCCUCGAUGGAGUCGUGGAACUCGGUCCUGACGUUCACGCUCAAAGCCGUCAACUCGGUUCUCUCGACGUCGGUUGCCUCCGAGUCGACCGAGUCUCUCAAGCGCGACGGCGACCUGUCGGAAGAAGCGCUGUCUGCGCUCGACGCGCGGGGAGACAUGCUGUCGCGGUGGUCGGCGCUGCGGCUAGCGGCGCCGCCGCGCAUGACGACACGCGACAUCGUGGUGCACCUGUCGACCAACGUCUUCGCGGGCAGCGACACGACGGCCAUCGCCCUGCGCGCAAUCAUCUACUUCCUGCUCAAGAACCCGCAGACGAUGCGCACCCUCGUCGCCGAGAUCGACGCCGCCGACGAGGCCGGCCUGCUGAGCGAGCUCGUGAGCUACCGCGAGGCCACGACGCACCUGCCCUACCUCGAUGCCGUCGUCAAGGAGGCCAUGCGCCUCCACCCCAGCGUCGGCCUCCUGAUGGAGCGCGUCGUCCCGCCCGCCGGCGCCGAGAUCUGCGGCCGCUGGAUCCCCGGCGGCACCAUUGUCGGCAUCAACGCGUGGGUAACGCAGCACGACGAGCGCGUCUUCGAGGAUGCCGAGCGGUUUUGGCCCGAGCGGUGGUUGAAGGCGAGCGAGGCCGAGAGGAGGCGCAUGGACGCGAGCUUCCUGGCCUUCGGCGGAGGCAGCAGAACAUGCCUGGGAAAGCACAUUUCGAUGAUGGAAAUGAUGAAGGUGAUACCCCAGCUUCUCCGUGAAUUCGAAGUGCAGUUGGAGGGCGGCGAAGGGCGGGAAUGGAAGGUCAAAAACAGGUGGUUUGUGCAGCAGGAAGGCUUGAUUUGUGCAUUGACGAAAAGGGAGAGGAAGGGAGAGAAGGCUUAG
Molecule: messenger RNA, 1608 nt
Organism: Lasiodiplodia theobromae
Lineage: Eukaryota; Fungi; Ascomycota; Dothideomycetes; Botryosphaeriales; Botryosphaeriaceae
Product: Cytochrome p450
Exons: 3
Coding region: 1-1608 (535 amino acids)
Molecular function (GO): oxidoreductase activity, acting on paired donors, with incorporation or reduction of molecular oxygen; monooxygenase activity; iron ion binding
Source: RefSeq, a predicted model, not a curated record